Trypanosoma grayi is the source of this 1131-nucleotide messenger RNA. RefSeq lists its product as hypothetical. Bases 1 to 1131 code for a protein of 376 amino acids. The record is from RefSeq and is a predicted model, not a curated record. NCBI's taxonomy places the organism in Eukaryota, Euglenozoa, Kinetoplastea, Trypanosomatida, Trypanosomatidae. The transcript has a single exon.
AUGAGUGGAUUGAGGCGUGAAGAUGAGCGUAAGCUGAAGGAGCUGAACGAUCUCUGCGAGCGCGUAGGUCGACGGAAUCUCCCGGAGGACGACCAGUUGUGUAUGUUGUACCUCGAAGACCGCUACAAUCACUUCCUGGAGGAAGGAAUGCGAAAGCUCCGCAGCGAGUGCGACUUCAGUCGUCCGAAAGGUAUCGGGCAGCUCUUCACGGGCGCAUCUAAGAUGAAUAGCUCACGCCGCGGCCACCGCGAGCGUAACAUCGCCCCAAACAGCAAGAACACCACAACGGGGACCCGCAGCGGGGGCGUCGUCAAGCCCGUUCCAGCUGCUCUAGAGCACUCCUCCGCGGCGUCGUCACGGGAGACUCUCGGGAAACUGUGGACGUGGGUGCUCGAAGACGUCGUGGUGGGGGGCAUUCCGCGCGCGGGUCCCCAUGAAGACGGUGCCGGUCACCUUCUCGAGCUUUGGCGACAGUGCCGUGCACGCGGCGGCACAGCUCUCUCCGUGGUAUCCUGUCUAGAACUGGACGAGUCAAUACCACAUGGUUUCGCCGUGUUGAAGGACUGGGAGCAGUUUACCGGGACGGUGGACUACUAUUUUGUGCCCUUUAUUCCCCCAGAGAAGCAGGAAAAUCCCCCAGAGGUGGUAACGGCGGUGCUCGAAGAGCUGCUCACGAUCUGUAGCAGCGUUUACAACGCAUCGCAUUUGCUUAAUGGUAAGGAUGAGGAUACAUGCAAGGGGAUAGCCUGCAGGAAGCAUUCCUGUCCCUUGCUACACAUUGGCGGCAGGAAGAAGGGCUCGUUCAAAAACGCUGGGGAACAUCGGAUUGUGUAUAUAAUGUGCAAAACAGGUCAUACCAGGGCGUGGGUGUUCUCUAUGGCUUAUUUGAUUAGCCAGUACGGCAUGGAGUACAAUGAGGCGGAUCAGUUCCUCCGCCAGCUAAGGGCAUUCGAGCCAAGCUCAGCUCAAGUGGAGUUUGUCUUGAAGUUUGCAGAAUACGCGGCAAAUCCGCGACGUACGAGGAAACCAACAGAGGAAGAAGAAAUGUACCACAAGGUGCUGGCGCAGGUUCUAUCACUGCCACCUUCCUACCGAGAGCGUCUCUUGUGCGAUUUGGAGGAGUUGACAUAG